This is a messenger RNA of Auxenochlorella protothecoides, 630 nucleotides long. RefSeq lists its product as hypothetical. The coding region runs from base 1 to 630 and encodes 209 amino acids. The transcript has 2 exons. The record is from RefSeq and is a predicted model, not a curated record. NCBI's taxonomy places the organism in Eukaryota, Viridiplantae, Chlorophyta, Trebouxiophyceae, Chlorellales, Chlorellaceae.
AUGCGCAGUGGCUUCCAGGAAGCUACCUCACAGGCCCCUACGGUGCGCUUUGAAGAUGAGGUGGACGGCGUGGUGCCCGAGACGCGCGGCGACCUCCACUCCGAUGGACAGACACCCGACCCCAGGGUGGUGGCCGGGGUGUCUCCCGCUGCCCUCGACUUCGUGGAGGUGGAUGCCUACUGCAAGAUGACGGGGGCAUCCCUCUAUGUUGUGUCUGCGAAAACAGGGCAAGGAGUCACGGAGCUGUUCCACGGAAUCGUACAGGCCGGUGCAGCCGCCUCGCGCGCGUCCUCCAUUCACAGCGCCCUGGACUCUCGGGUGUCCUCCAUCCAGAGCUUGCAGAGUCAGGCCACGCUGACUGUGCAUGGUGGGGACGGUGCCGCUGCCACGCUGGCAGAGGCCCGUGGCAGGGAGCCUGCCAGCGCCCCUGAUGCCCCAGCCUCGACCGGGUCUGCGGCCGAUCUCAGAGAGUUCCGGAGCACGGGCCAGUAUGACGCCAACUUCGCCAACAGUCCCUGGCAUGGCGAGUACGUCUUCGAUGAGGACGGCUUGAUCGCUGCGCAGGUGCCGCCGGGCACCCGUGAUGCAGCAAGGGCCGCGGGUCGGAAACAGGCCUGUAGGGUGACGUGA